AUGGCUGCUGCAUCUUCGCUGAAGGUGGCUACACUUAAUGUCAGGGGCUUGGCAGGAAAAAAAAAGCAAGGUCAGGGGGCCGCCUACUCAGAUGUAGUGUACGAGUACGACCGUACGCACUCGCAGAAGCUGGUCUACGUCACCCUCAGUAGGUGCACGGACGUCAACCGGCUGUACAUUAGCUACGCAAAGGAAGAUCCCACCUUCUACCACUCCCGGGACAACCUAGACCGCGACCUGCUGGACGAGUUUCGGUGGCUAAAUAAUAACCGCCUUCCCGCACCGUCGCCAAAGCGUGUGCGCCUAGACCUGCUCACUGGAGAGACUGCCGACGGGACAGUCGUUUCCACCGUGGACGUUCAACUUGCCUCUUCCAAGCGUGACGUAGAGGACUUCAUUAACUCCCACACUGGAUGGCUGCUCGAUCCGGCCGAUGACGAUCAAGCUCCAGCUCUCAUCGUUGGUGACUUCAACGUGGACGUGUCGCGGCCAGAUGCCGCAUCACACCUGCUCCAGGCACACAGCGCCCUCGACUACUUUUGGACAACAGUCAUUAUCGGCCAUUGCCUGCAUGAAACCAUGACGAAAGAAGACAUCUUCAUCACCGGCAUCUCGGGACGGUACCCGCAAGCAGACAGCUUCUCAGAGUUCAAGGAGAAGCUUAUCGCGGGCGUCGAUUGUAUUACCGACGAUGAGGCUCGUUGGCCGCGAGGUUUUCUCGGACUGCCGGAUAGGAUGGGCACCAUCAAAGACUUGUCGCGGUUCGAUGCGACCUUCUUCAGGGUGCCGCCUAAGCAAGUGCAGCUGAUGGACCCUAUGCUGCGCAUUAUUUUAGAGAGGACGUACGAAGCCAUCGUGGACGCUGGCUACGAUCCGGCGACGCUACGAGGACGCAAUAUAGGCGUCUUUGUCGGCUGCGCACUGUCCGAGACGAUGACAUUGUUCGGGUCCGACGCGGGCACGAUCGACGGCUACAUCUCAACCGGAGCGUCGCUGCACAUGUUCUCGAAUCGAGUCUCCUACUGCUUCGACUUCAACGGGCCAAGCUUUACGGUGGACUCGGCAUCCUCCUCGACCAUGACAGCAUUGAGCCUAGCGCUCCAGUCUCUUCGCGCGGGUGACUGUGAGGCCGCCAUCGUGGGAGGCUGCAGUCUCCUGCUCAAUCCGCUCACAACGCUGACCUUGUACCGCUUCGGCCUGCUGUCAGACGACGGGAAGAGCAAGUCGUUCGACGAGAAAGCGGAUGGUUACGUGCGAAGUGAAGCCAUAGGAGCCAUAUUUCUUCAGCGCGGUUCCGAAGCACGCAGGAUCUACGCCAGGUUGGUUAACGCGAAGGCCAACGCGGACGGCUACAAGGUGCAAGGGAUCACCGUUCCAUCAAGCGGCAAGAUGGAGGAGCUGUUUCGCAAGAUGUACGCCGAGGCCAACGUAGACCCACUAAAGGUCACCUACGUCGAAACGCACGGCCCUGGAACCAGCGUGGGAGACCCUCAGGAGUUGGCUGCGCUGAGCAGAUUCUUCUGUCCGCCUGAGCGCAAGAGACCCCUCAAAAUCGGCUCGGUCAAGAGCAACGCGGGACACGGCGAAGCCGCGUCCUCAAUUUCCACGAUUUCCAAGGCCAUAAUUGUAAUGGAGACAGGCAUGAUCCCGCCGAACUUGCACUUCGAGAAUCCCAGCCCAAGAAUUCCGUGUCUUCACGACGGGAGCAUCGAGGUGGUCAGCAAACCAACGCCCUUUGAGGGCGGCCUAGUCGGCGUCCACGCCCUCGGAUUCGGUGGGACCAACGUUCACGCCAUUCUCGAGCCCAACCCGGCACCGCACGUGGACAUUAUGGCCCGAGAAAAGCCUCAACUUCCUAGGCUCGUUCUCAUGGCUGGAAGGAGCAGAGAUUCGCUUGGGAAAACGCUGGACCGCCUGGAAGCCGAAGGACCCUACCCUGAUUCUGCGUACGCCCUCUUGAACCGAGUAGGGCAACCCUCCGUAAAGCAAUUCCCAUUCCGCGGCUACGCCAUAAUUCCUGUGGACGGCUCCCAGAAGCCCGUGACCAAGGUCGUCGAGCAGGUUCAUCCAGCAAAGAGACCCCUGUGGUUUGUCUUCACUGGCAUGGGCUGCCAGUGGUACGGCAUGGCGAGGCAGAUGAUGGAGUUCGACGUGUUCGCCCGCUCCAUCCGCGCAUCACACGACCUCCUCGAGAAGAAUUUCGGCCUCGACCUCAUCGACCUGGUAACUAGCCUCGAACCGCGAGGCGAAGAGACAAUUGCGAGCGUCCUGGUGUCCAUCGUAGCAAUCCAGGUUGCGCUCGUCGAUGUCAUCCACGCCGUGGGUCUUCGGCCCGAUGGAAUCGUGGGCCACUCACUGGGAGAGAUUGCCGGUGCGUACGCCGACGGGGGCCUCAGCGCUGAGCAGGCCGUGCUGUGCGGCUACUGGCGGGGCCGAUGCACCGAUGUCGGAAACCUCCCGAGGGGACUCAUGGCCGCUGUGGGGUUGACGUGGGAAGAAGCUAAAAGGCGCGGGCACAAUGGCGUCGAAGCUGCGUGCCAUAAUGCGGAGGAUUCUGUGACCGUGUCAGGGCCUACCGACGCCAUUGACGGCAUGGUGAAGGAGCUGCAAGCCGAGAACGUGUUCGCCCGUGUUGUGGACACUAUGAACGUGGCCUUCCACAGCACUCAAAUGGAACGCGUCGAACCUGCGCUGCUGAAAGAAUAUAAGGCGGUGAUCCCAGAGCCAAAGCCACGCGGGAAGCGUUGGGUGAGUUCCUCCGUUCCCGAAUGCCGUUGGAAGGAGCCCAUCGCCCAGUACUGUUCCGCCGAGUACUUCGUCAACAACCUCGUUUCACCCGUGCUCUUCCGCGAGGCGCUGAAACACGUGCCUACAGACGCCAUCGUGGUUGAGAUCGCGCCUCAUUGCCUUCUACUGUCGAUUCUACGCCGAGCAUUGGACCCUGGCACCUCCAUUGUGAGCCUCAUGAAUCGAGACAUGGACAACCAUUCCUUCUUCUUGGGCUCGCUUGGCAAGCUUCAUACCCUGGGAGUGAAACUGGACCCAUCUGCGCUCUACCCCCCCGUUCCGUGGCCGGUGCCUCGCGGCACACCGAAUAUUGGUCAUCUGGUCAGCUGGGACCACUCGCAGCAGUGGGCCGUCGCAUCGUGGAGAGACGAACUUUCCCUCGUAGAGGUGAGUCAGGAGUUAUCUGACAAAAUGUUACCAUGCACAAACGAGGCGAACGCUUACCUGGCUGGCCAUCGGUUUGCCGGCAAGGUGGUAUUCCCAGUCGGCGGUCAUCUGCUGCUGGCAUGGCAGACUCUGAGUAAACAUCGGGGCCGAUCUAUAGAGGAGCUGCCCGUCAUCUUGGAGAACAUCAAACUACACAAGAACAUCGUCCUGCCUGAGACGGGCAUUGUGCGACUUGUGACCAUCGUGCGCUCCUCCGGCGAGUUCGAGGUGAUCGAGGACGGCGAGAUGGCAGCAAGUGGUUGCAUUCGCGCGGCCGAAGGUGAAACCUCGCCGAUCGACGUGGAGUUGCCGGUGGACACUGCCGAGGCCAUAACAUAUGACCUAGACGCGGCGGACAUAUACAAGGACUUCGCCCAGCGUGGUUAUGACUACCGAGGAGCUUUCCGAGGCAUCAUUAAGGCUGACAUACAAGGGCCGCACGGAAUGCUCCAAUGGCAGAAUAUGUGGGUGACCUUCAUCGACAGCAUGGUUCAGUACAUCAUGUUCAAAAGCCCCGGUAGAGAUCUCCGCAUGACUGCCAGCAUUGAAUCUUGUCGCUUCGACCCCUACAUUCACGCCGAAGUCAUCAAGAAGGCCGGGGGCACAGGUGUGCAAGUCACCUACAAUCAGGUCGCAGACAUUUGCCGGGCUGGAGGCGUCCUCAUACAAGGCCUAAAGACCAACACCAUCGACAGCGGGACCGAGCAACAGACACCGCUUGUCGAAGAAUACCGUUUCAUGCCAUACAUGGACGACAAAGGCAGCAUGGACAAGAGAGAGUCCCUGACACGUGAAUACGUUGAAGUCUGCUGCAGCGUUGCCAGGCGAGCCCUCGACACCUGUUCCCAGAGUAAGGCUCUUGUUCGUGAAGUUAUAAACGGCGUCCGUAGCGUCCCGGAGCACGUGGUCAGUCAGUAUCUAGAAGACUCUCAUAAGAGCCACGGCCUCCUGCGAUUUCUUCACGCUGUCCAUAAGCAAGCAGAUCACAUUGGCACUUCACUUGCUGCCUAUAUCCAGUCAGCUCUGCCUACGCACAACGAAGACUUGGAAACCGAUGUACUCAACACUGCCCUCUUUGAGGAAGAUCCUCUGAGAUUCCUCCUUGACACCGUGGUCGAAAACACCUGCCCGAACAAGCUCAGAGUGUUGGAACUGGCGGCUCAAGGGAGGGGCUGCCUGCUCGCUUCCUGGCUGGCCACGUACCUUUCCAAGUAUAACUUGUUGCCGACUGUCGAAUACACAAUAGCACAUUCGUCUCCGCAAGGACUGUCAGGAAAGAUCCCUCGAGGUGCCACGGUAGUGUCAUUGGGCUCGGCAGUAUCAAGGAAGAAGCUUCCUGAAGUGGACUUAAUUGUGGCCCGAAGUGCCACCUGGUCCUCCAGUGAAACUAGAAACCUCGCCGAUGAAGUGUCUUCUAUUUGUAGAGAGAACGGAUUCGUAUUGAUCGCCCAGCGUACAGCACUGACACCAGCCGAACGGUUACUCGGUGAAAUUGGAGGCGUCGAACUUCAGGUAGCCGCUCCCGACAAGGUGGAAGCUGAGUUUUUGAAGCACGGGCUACGCCUAGUGGCUUUUAAGUCGAACAACUUGUCUGGCCUGUAUCUCUUCCGAAAGCGUUCCAUGCCUGUCGAGGAAGCAUUGCAAGAAAUAGUCAUGGUUGACAGCGAACAUUGCGACUCCGUCGAUUUGGUCAAGAAGAAAGCUCUGGACUACGAGUGGAAGGCGCAAGGAGAGAACAUGUGGCUGCUUGCGGAGGGGGCUGCAGCAAGCGGCGUCGUUGGCUUGGUGAACUGUCUCCGAUACGAAUCCGGAGGAAGUCACAUCAGAUGUGUGCUCGACGCUAGUUCAGCCGGGACGGACAAGGUAGGUGACUUCGACCUGACAAAUCCAGAAUACAAGCGCCUAAUGGAAAAGGACCUGGUCAUGAAUGUUUAUCGCAAUGGGCAAUGGGGUUGCUACCGGCAUGUCGUCACCAAAUCCGCUGACACUACGAAGAACACACCGUUUGCUGUCCUGAACUUGCGGAAACGGGGUGACGUACAAAGCCUGAGUUGGUACGAGUCCCCAUUGCCCUACCAUGCUCUGCCCAAUACCAAGAGUGCCACUGACCCGACAGUGUGUGAUGUGUACUUCGCUACGGUGAACAAUCGAGACGUCAUGUUCGCCACAGGAAAGCUGUCGCCAGAGGCGCUCGCAGGCGACUUGGCGAGUUCGGAGUCCAUUUUUGGACAGGAGUUUUCUGGAACGGACCAAGCAGGACGUCGUGUCAUGGGCAUCGUCUCUAGCCAGGCCUUGGCGACCGUGGUCGCUGCAGACCCCACCCUUCUGUGGGAUGUUCCUGAUACUUGGACCCUCGCUGAGGCGUCCACCAUUCCUUUGUCGUUCUCAACCGCAUACUAUGCCCUGGUAGUGCGCGGUAAUAUCCGGCCAGGCGAGUCUGUCCUAGUACACUGUGGCAGGGGAUGCGUUGCGCAGGCUGCCAUCGCCAUCGCUCUGUCCAUGCGGUGUACCGUCUUCGCAACUGUCGGUUCCGCGACAGAGCGACAAUUCCUGAAGAACCACUUCCCGCAACUGGAAGACAGCCACAUUGUAAACUACGGCAGCUUUUGCUCAGAAGAACGCAUCCUUCAACAGACACAAGACAAAGGUGAGCGGCUAAACCUUGUGGCUGAUAGAAACACUUGUAAACUCAGGAAAUACACACAUCUGGCGUUUGACGAGCUUUUAUUGGCCAUAUAUGGCAUUUGCUUAUCCUGCGUAUGUUUGCUGAGCAAGGUAAUUUUUUUUUUGUAGGAUAACAGCCUCUCAAAAAUACUGCUCUGAUUUAUCUGAAUGCACUUUCAAGGCUUACAAAAACGUAUUACGAGAUAGUACCAGUCUUAAUUAUGACAAUAUUUAUUAAAUAAUUUAUGCUUAGCCUUUUCUUAUAUUGCGUGAAGAUUCUGUAA
Messenger RNA from Dermacentor andersoni, 6161 nucleotides. NCBI's taxonomy places the organism in Eukaryota, Metazoa, Arthropoda, Arachnida, Ixodida, Ixodidae. The record is from RefSeq and is a predicted model, not a curated record.